This is a messenger RNA of Funneliformis mosseae, 192 nucleotides long. The record is from the annotation of a GenBank genome assembly. Lineage: Eukaryota; Fungi; Glomeromycota; Glomeromycetes; Glomerales; Glomeraceae.
AUGGGUCAAGAAUUAAACCUGAGAUAUUACAAGAUGACUUGUUACCAUUGCAAUAAAGUUUGGGCAAGAGGAAAACCUAGUGUCUUAAAAGCUCAUCUCGCAAAUGAGUGUUUGAGCACACCUGAAGAUAUUAAUAAAUAUUGGCGUAAUAAGCUUGCAGAAAACAAUAUUACCUAUACUAGAACAUUUCGC